AUGGGGGGGGGGGGGGGGGGGGGGGGGGGGGGGGGGGGGGGGGGGGGGGGGGGGGGGGGGGGGGGGGGGGGGGGGGGGGGGGGGGGGGGGGGGGGGGGGGGGGGGGGGGGGGGGGGGGGGGGGGGGGGGGGGGGGGGGGGGGGGGGGGGGGGGGGGGGGGGGGGGGGGGGGGGGGGGGGGGGGGGGGGGGGGGGGGGGGGGGGGGGGGGGGGGGGGGGGGGGGGGGGGGGGGGGGGGGGGGGGGGGUUUUUUUUUUUGGGGGGGGGGGGGUGGGGGGGGGGGGGGGGGGGGGGGGGGGGGGGGGGGGGGGGGGGGGGGGGGGGGGGGGGGGGGGGGGGGGGGGGGGGGGGGGGGGGGGGGGGGGGGGGGGGGGGGGGGGGGGGGGGGGGGGGGGGGGGGGGGGGGGGGGGGGGGGGGGGGGGGGGGGGGGGGGGGGGGGGGGGGGGGGGGGGGGGGGGGGGGGGGGGGGGGGGGGGGGGGGGGGGGGGGGGGGUUUUUUUUUAA
Messenger RNA from Knipowitschia caucasica, 504 nucleotides. Lineage: Eukaryota; Metazoa; Chordata; Actinopteri; Gobiiformes; Gobiidae. The record is from the annotation of a GenBank genome assembly.